AUGAUGUUGGCGAAGCUGGCUGUCCUCGGCGGAUCGGCUGUAUUUCAGAAGCUUUCCAUAGCUUCCGCCUUAAGGUCUCCAUACGUGAAAAACCUUCUUAUCGCAUGGAAUAAGCAGUCACCUAAUGUUCCGUCCUUCUUUAAAGUUGGUCGCCUUGGAGGUCUAUGUCUCAGCACAUGCUUUGUCCCGCUUCUGAGGUAUGGACAAUGCAGAAGUGAUACUCAUCUCAGUAAAAGAGCCGAUCAUCUGAGUAAGGAGUUCUUACGAAGUAGAGAACCUUCUCUUUCACUUUCUGAUCUUUGGUCUAUUUUGAAACCGAAUUUUGGCUGGUUUCUGGCUGCUGUUAUUAGUGCUAUUCUUGCUGCCUUGGUUAAUAUUCAGUUGCCUAUAUACCUUGGAGCGUUGAUUGACAGGGUGGUCCAGAUUUUGAAAGAUCAAGCUACGGGAACUGCGACAGGUUUGUAUGUCAUUAAACCCGAAGCUAUCAGGCUCCUCAUAUGUUAUACUGCUCAAGCAUUACUUACGUUCUGUUACAUAACAUUCCUAAGCAUUAUCGGAGAGCGUAUGGCUUCUGCCCUACGUAUACAAUUAUUCAAUCGCCUACUUGUUAUGGACAUGAGUUUCUAUGACUGUCAGAAGACCUCUGAGAUGUCAAUCCGAUUAAAUAGUGAUGUACAGGAGUUUAAGAGCUGUUUCAAGCUUGCUGUUGCUCAAGGUCUACGAACGUUUACUCAGGUAUCCGGGUGUGUGGCUUCACUUAUUCUUAUUUCUCCAGUUAUGACAUUUUACACUGUAUCUGCUGUUCCUGUCGUUAUUGGAAUUGGUGCCUUGUUUGGAGCAUUGCUGAGAAGCCUUAGCAGAAGAGCUCAAGCACAGGCUGCAGUAGCCGCUGCUGUCGCUGAUGAAGCAUUUGGAAAUAUCCGAACAGUUCGAUCCUUCGCCAUGGAAAGACAGGAAUCAAGGUCGCUUUUUCGAUUUUUUUGUUGA
Haemonchus placei is the source of this 987-nucleotide messenger RNA. The record is from the annotation of a GenBank genome assembly. Lineage: Eukaryota; Metazoa; Nematoda; Chromadorea; Rhabditida; Trichostrongylidae.